Molecule: messenger RNA, 828 nt
Organism: Encephalitozoon intestinalis ATCC 50506
Lineage: Eukaryota; Fungi; Microsporidia; Unikaryonidae
Product: DNA lyase/endonuclease 4
Exons: 1
Coding region: 1-828 (275 amino acids)
Biological process (GO): base-excision repair
Molecular function (GO): phosphoric diester hydrolase activity; zinc ion binding; DNA binding
Source: RefSeq, a predicted model, not a curated record
AUGGCAAAGAUAAUUGGUGCACAUCUAUCGAUAAGCAAGGGGAUUCAUACAAUCCAGGCACAAAUGGAAUUGCUCGGGUUGGACACAUGUGCCAUAUUUCUGAAGAGCCAGAGGAGGUAUCUUGCACCACCCAUGAAGGAUGGUGCUGCAGAGAUGUUCCAGGCACAUGUUUUACAUCCAGAAUUGAUAGUUCCUCAUGGUUCCUAUCUUAUAAACUUUGGAAAUCCCAGUCUGAUAGACAAGAGCAUGGAAUGUCUUGUUGACGAUAUGGAAAGAUGUAGGUCUUUAGGGAUUAAGAUGUACAACAUGCAUCCAGGGAGUGACAAGGGAAAAAACAGAAGAGAGUGCCUAAGAGGGGUUAGUAGCCACAUAAACACAGCACUCUCGAGGGUUCAGGGUGUCACUGUGUUGAUAGAGAACAUGGCAGGGCAAGGAAAUGUUCUUGGAAGUUCCUUUGAAGAGCUCAGGGAUAUCAUAGGAGGCAUUGAAGAUAAACAGAGAAUAGGCAUAUGCUUAGACACCUGCCACUUAUUUGGAGCUGGAUUUGAUAUUUCAACAGAAGAGAAGUUCACGGAGGUAAUGGAACGGUUUGAUAGGAUAGUUGGACUAAGUUUUUUGAAAGCCAUGCAUAUCAACGAUAGUAAAGAGGCAUUAGGAUCGAAGAAAGAUAGACAUGAAUCAAUUGGAAAGGGAAUGAUAGGGGAAAGAGCAUUUAGAUUCAUUAUGAACAGUAGGAUUUUUGAUAACAUCCCACUAAUUCUUGAGACUCCAGAUCCGGAAAAGUAUAAGGAAGAAGCAAGUUUCUUAAGAGGCUUGGUCAAUAAAUGA